Vanrija pseudolonga is the source of this 3142-nucleotide messenger RNA. It is a transcript of the gene hook, whose product is annotated as Protein hook. Gene Ontology annotation, molecular function: dynein light intermediate chain binding; microtubule binding. Bases 190 to 2673 code for a protein of 827 amino acids. Gene Ontology annotation, cellular component: centrosome; cytoplasm. Gene Ontology annotation, biological process: cytoplasmic microtubule organization; cytoskeleton-dependent intracellular transport. NCBI's taxonomy places the organism in Eukaryota, Fungi, Basidiomycota, Tremellomycetes, Trichosporonales, Trichosporonaceae. The transcript has 13 exons. The record is from RefSeq and is a predicted model, not a curated record.
CCUUCCCUUGCCUCCCUUGCCCUCCCUCGUCCCCCCAGCCUACAUUGACCCCCCUAUCCCACAUCUCCUACUCUCCCCUCCCCAUAACCUUAAUCACAACGACGACAACAACAUCAGCAUCAUCACAAUCAUCGUCACUUUCCUCGACGCAACCGCGGGUCAACGUACCCGCCCCAGACCCACGCUGCAAUGUCUCUGUCGCAGCGUCGCGAGCAGGAUGCCCUCCUCGCACUCUUCAACAGUUUCAGGCCGUCACGGCGGGUCGUGUCAUUUGAACAGCUCGCAGAUGGAAAAGUCCUCAUGGAAGUAAUGCACCAGAUCGACGGCGCACACUUCAAAGGCCAUGGUCCAAAAGUCCACCACCGCAGCUCUGGCUCUGGCGCCCAGUCGGACAACUGGGUCCUACGAAUGAAUUUACUCAAACGCCUGUACCGCCUUCUUCUGUCGUACCCCAUCAAUUCGCCCACCGCGCCUACCCUCGCCGUCACGUCACUUCCCGAGCCGCCGUUCAACACCAUCGCCCGCAGUCCCAAGUGCCCCGAAGGUUCGGCCGGUCUCUUGCAAAUAUGCCGCGUCUGUGUCGCCGUCGGGUCCAUGGGUCCAGCCAACGAGCGUGUCAUUGCCAAGAUCCAGGCGCUUGACGAGAGCUCGAUGGUGGAGAUCAUGAAGACGAUUGAAGGAGUCAUGGCAACAUUACCCAAAGGCCCCGAGGACGAAACCAGCGACGACAGGUCGGAGAUUGCGCCCAUUUCCUCUGCUCUGCGCGAGGAGCGUGACCGCCUGAUCCAGGAGAACGAGGACCUCCGUGCCAAGUUUGAGGACAUGACCGACCAAGUCAAUCGGUUGACGACUAACCUGGUGCGUGCGGGGAUGGGUCGUGGUUCUGACGGUCAGCACGAGUCUCAGGAUGAGCACACACGGGAGACAAGGAAGCGGUCACUGGAGGACACGAUGCGCAACGCCGCCAGUCCACUCGAGCUGGAGAACCUACGCGCCGACUUGGCAAGAGCAGAGGACGGACUCGCCGAGACAGAGGCGGCGCUCGAGAAGCAAACCGCCCUUGUCGCGGAGCUCACCAGCACUGUCGAGGAACUGCGUAGCGCCACGGUCGAAGUUGCCAAACUGCGCGAUCAGAUCGACGAGUAUCGUCAUGUCGAGGACAGGUUGCACAAGAGCGAGAACGUCAUCGAGAAGUUCAAGAAGAAGCUCGAGGACUCUGCUGGCCUCAGACGCGAACUAAGAGCGCUGGAGGCGGAGAAUGCCGAGCUCAUCGACAAGAACUCGACGCUCGAGGGCGAGAUCCGCAAGCUUGGUGCAUCAAAGGCCCUGGUCGACAACUACAAGGCCCAGGUCGACAUUCUGGAGAAGAAGGCCAACGAGCAGUCGUCAGAGUAUGCCCAGCUCGCCGUCCAGCUCGAGGACGCGCAUACUGCUCUUGCCACCAUGGAGCACGAGCGCGAUCGCCUCAUCGACGAGAUCCAGGUCCACCAGGAACGAAUCAAAGAGCUGGAGCAUGGCCCUCGCCGCGUUGCAUCCAUGAUGAUCGAUGCGGGCAACACGUCAUUGGACGUGGAGCUUGAUGUCGAAGACGAUGAGUCGGCCGGCCUGAGCAAGACUGAGCUGCGCCUGAAAAUCCGGGCUCUCGAGCGUGAGAUCGCUGAGAUCAAGGUCCCUCUGGACAACACGGACAAGAUUACGGCUCUCGAGACCCUGCUCGCUGAUUCCAACAAGGCCCGUGAGAGGUACCAGAACGACUACCUUGAGGCUACCCGCCAGACCCUGCUGGCCCAGGCCAAGCUCGACCACAUCAUGACCGGCCGUGCUGGCAAUGACCAGCAGACAGCGCUCGCCCUCCGGCAGCAGCUCGACGAGGUGCUCGAGGACCGCAACAACCUGGUCAAGGACAAGCAGGCGGCGGAUGUCGCUCACGAGGAGCUUGUCCGGCAGCUCACCGCCGCCAAGGCUGAUCUUGGUCUGGUGGACAAGGACAAGCGCAACAUCAUUGCUUCGGCUCGUGACGAGGCCAACACGGAUAGCGCCAAGUUCAGCGAGCAGGUCGUGGCGCUCAAGGACGAGCUGUCGACACUGAAAGAGCGCGACCGUCUCCACCUCGAGGAGAUCAGACGCCUCAUGAUGGACAAGAUCGAGCUUCAGUCUGCAGGCAACGAGCGGACCCAGGAGGCCCUGGAGCGCGAGCAGCGUCUCAACGACCUCCGCGCGUCGCUCGAGGCGGGUGGUGUCUCGCCCAUGGUGCAGCACGAAGUCCUCGAGCUCCGCCAGAGGAACGACACCCUCACCACCGAGGUUGCCAAGCUCACCGACCGGCUCAAGCAGGCCCGCGCGUUCAUCAAGAACCAGGACGCGCUGUUCCGCGCCGAGCACGAGAAGCGCAUCUCGUCCGACUUUAACGAGGUGCAGAAGAGCUACGAGUCGCAGAUUGCGACACUGAAGAAUGAGCUGUCGAUUGUCAAGCACAAUGCCCUCUCGAUCGAGUCGCUCUACCGCCUCGAGCAACAGCUCAUGCUCUCGGCGUGGCACGACCUUGGCACGCGUGUCGUGCGUGACCACGUAGGAGCUGCCGGACUUCGUCGACCGGUUAUGCCUCGUCCAGUGAUGUCGUCAUGGCUCGCGCGCCAGCGCAAGCACCAGGACGACGCCUUGUUUACCAGGUGACGCCAGGGGCUGACCGCAGGGGCGCGUGUCGCGACCUACUUGCUUCGACGCUGCGGAAGGUGAGACUCUGUGUAUACAGACCCUCGCGCCUUGUGAAUAUAAUGAUUGGCCGCCCCGCUGCCCUCUCUCGGCCCGGCCUGGCCACGACCCUUGUUCGACUGUAAAUAGAGACCUAGACUGGGUGUGUUGUGGAUGUGUGUAUCCCGACCCCCUUGCGACGAUUAGACCUGUCCACCCCACGCUCCUUUGGCCUGCGCCUGUGCUGCGCACUGCACCACUGUUUAAUCCUUACGCACCGACACGGUGUGCCUUGCUUCGCUCCGUCCCGACUAGGACGAUGGUCCGACUCGGCGCACGCUCGCGUCGCACGCACGAUUCUUGAUUGCUACACCCCUCCCACUCGCCACACUCGUUGAACCUCACUGCAGAUUAAUUCUUGUACCAUUUAAUGCAUUUUAUCCAAAUGUCA